Hypoxylon fragiforme is the source of this 6027-nucleotide messenger RNA. RefSeq lists its product as uncharacterized. The record is from RefSeq and is a predicted model, not a curated record. Gene Ontology annotation, biological process: transcription initiation at RNA polymerase II promoter. Gene Ontology annotation, cellular component: transcription factor TFIID complex. The transcript has a single exon. NCBI's taxonomy places the organism in Eukaryota, Fungi, Ascomycota, Sordariomycetes, Xylariales, Hypoxylaceae. Gene Ontology annotation, molecular function: transcription cis-regulatory region binding; RNA polymerase II general transcription initiation factor activity; chromatin binding. Bases 598 to 5322 code for a protein of 1574 amino acids.
GCCUAGUGCAUACUAGGUAUACUAAUGUAUCCAGGUACCUAGUAGCGUGUACAUAUAUGGGUGGGACCUUAGCUCUUUCGACACUCAAACCCGCGCGCAAAGCUUGGCGCUGAUCCUCACCUUCAUACCUUCACCUUCCAAACCGCCUUCAAGAUCUGAUAAAUCUUUCAACUUUUCAUUCAGUGCUGGGCCAGGCCCAGGUUAUCUCAUUUCAUACCCACCGUAAAACACAUCUACCUUACUAUCGCGUAACAACACUCUUCUAUUUGUUCUUUACGCGUGCUGAGUCGCGAGCUGCCUGGGCGCGGUCUUGCGAGCUGUGACCGCAAAGCCAUCUUCCAGCAAUCAGCACUGCUUUUCACUAGUCUACAUAUUACCUGCCCAUUUCCCUCCGACACCAUUAUCAAAUUCCUUCAGGAUUGACUUGCGCCAGUAGUAGUCAUCCCAAUUCUUCAGGGUCUCUUCAUCUCAUCAUCUUCUCGCGCCCCGAUUGUUACCCAAUUGCAACUCGACGAUACCUCAGCCAGAAACCCCACUCAUCCUCAUGACUACGAAUACUCGACAACACUUCGGCUUCGCAUACGCACGCCUGUGAAGAUGCCUAGCAUAAUAGAUCUAGACUCUGCUUCGGCGGACGAAACUCCUCCUGUUGAGCUUCCCACGAAUGAUACCCCUCCUCGAUCUUACGUCGUCUUUCAUCAGAGUGUUGAGAUCGACAUCGACUUUUCCGAGAAGCGCGUCUCUGGUCGAUCUGAUAUCCUCAUUGUCCCUAUUGCAGACAUAUCGGAAGUUUACAUUGACGCCCGCCAAUGCGAAGUCGAUGUGGAACAUAUUACAGUUAGCAACUGUGAGGUAGAAGCCUCAUAUCAAGAUCCUUGCGAUCCCCUGCAAAUCCCUAAGCAUUACGAAUGGACGGGGAACCAGUGGGCUAUUAGAAAGAAUCGGAUGCAGGCACUACUACACCAUAAGCGCCAAGAAGUUUCCGCGCUGGAUCACGAUCUGAAAUGCUGCACGCCACUUGACGGAUCCAUUAAGGUUAAGCUCCCAAGUGUAGACGAAGUGCUGCAGAAGAACCGUAACUCUCAGAAAUCCGACCUGCAAGAUAUGCUCUUGCAUCCCGACGGAACACUAGGUGGUUAUAGGGUCCGAAUUCCAUUCAAGAUACGAAAUACUUCUGAUGGUUUCCAAUUUGUUGGGUUCGAUGAGGUUGAUAUUCGAUACCCGCAUGUCUAUACACGCCACUCUGUCGAGCCUGGCACCGCCUCUUCCAUCUUUCCAUGCAUAGACGAUCCCGGUUCACGAAAUUCAUGGAAAAUCUCCAUCACCUGCCCCCGAACCCUUGGCGAUGCAUUCCGCAAGCCACCCGUAACGCAACCGCAACCUAAGAGCGUUGAAGCUGCUAAUAUAGAACGCAAAAGGAACCAUGGCGAGGAGGAACCUCAAAAAAUAGACAUACCUCUAGCUGAGGAAGACAAGAUGCUCGAAAUGACUGUCGUCUGCUCGGGGUAUCUAACGGGGGAAGUGGUGCGAAAGGACGACGAAACCAAAAAGACAAUGACGUUUGAGAUUGAUCGUAAUAAGGCGGCAAAGCAUAUCGGUUUCGCUGUCGGCCCCUUUGAGCACGUUGACUUAUGGUCUGAAUUUCGCAGCGAGGAAGACGAUACGAAACUUGGUCCCAAUGCAGUCAAGGUACACGGCUAUUGUCUUCCAGGCCGUGCUGACGAAGUCAAAAAUUCGUGCUGCACCCUCGUUACAGCGAUAGACUACUUCGUGCUCACGUAUGGCCGCUACCCAUUUGAGAGCUACAAGGUCUGCUUUGUUGAUGACAUGGUCGAGGAGACCGUACCCUUGUGCGCAUUCUCUCUUUGCAGCACUCGACUGCUCUGUCCCCCAGACAUAAUAGACACCGAGGUGGAGACUACUCGGACAUUAGUAUACUCUCUGGCAAGUCAGUGGUUCGGACUGAACAUUGUUCCCAAUACAAAGAAAGACAUCUGGCUGGUGGUGGGGAUUGCCUGGUUUCUGACUGACCACUUCAUGAAAGUACUCUGCGGGAACAACGAAUUCAGAUUCAGAAUGAAGUCGAUGGCAGACAAACUCGUUGAGGUUGACAUUAAGCGACCAUCUCUUCAAGAUAUCGGAGAGCACCUAUAUCUCGGCAGUUUUGAAUCAGAUUUUAUGAAUCUCAAGGCGCCUCUCGUCUUAUUUAUCCUUGACCGACGACUCUCCAAGUCGGCUAGCUCCACUGGAAUUUCCAAGAUCAUAUCUCGUAUGGUCAGCAAAGCCAAUACGUCUGGCCAAGCUUCCGAUGAAGUUUUAGGAUCGGACGCCUUUCGAAAAGCCUGCGAGAAGGCUGGAAAUGCCAGGCUGGAGCAUUUCUGGAAUCAAUGGAUCGUGAUGUCCGGCUGUCCGCGAUUUGACGUUUUCCAACGUUUUAAUAAGAAGCGACUAUGCGUUGAAAUGACAAUUCGACAGACACAAGAGAUUGCGUUUAUCAAGCCCAAAGCCCUCGAGAAGGAUAACUUCUGGAGAGAUGUCAUGGAGGAGAAUCAUGCUGUCUACGCUGGGGCACUCCAGGAGUGUUUUAGCGGCCCCAUGACGAUCCGCAUUCACGAAGCAGAUGGUACGCCUUAUGAACACAUUGUUGAGAUUCAGCCAGACACUACCAAAUCUGUCAAGUUCGAUAUACCCUACAAUACGAAGUACAAACGACUCAAGCGGAAUCGUCGACAACGUGAAAGGGCGAUGAUGGCGAGCAGUACAAGAGUGAAUGACGACGGUCAUAGGGACCUAUACUAUCUAGGAGAUGUCAUGCAACAUCCCGACGAGAUGGAGGAGUGGGAUUUCCGUGACUGGGAUGAAGAAACGGAAGCCAGGAUGGAUCAGGAAUCUUAUGAGUGGAUCCGAAUGGAUGCUGAUUUCGAAUGGAUUUGCGAGAUACAAACAAAUCUCCAGGCGUACAUGUACGCAUCACAGCUGCAGCAAGAUAGAGACGUUGUUGCGCAGCAAGACUCGAUGCUCUUCCUUCACCGAAGUUUCUCCAAGACAGGACCUCAUCCUCUUGUAUCCACCAUAUUAACCCGGACCCUACUCGAUCCUCGUUACUAUUUCGGAAUCCGUAUAAUGGCAGCCGAAGAGCUUCCUCGGCACGCGGCCCAGAACCCUGUGAAUUGGAUUGGUCUUCGGCACCUCCUAAAAACGUUCCAGCACUUCUUUUGUCAACCGGGAACAUAUACCCCCCUGCCGAACGACUUUUCGGACAAACGUCAAUAUCUCGUCCAACGCGUAAUUCCAGAAGCUGUGGCUCGCAUCCGUGGCGAGGAUGGCACAUGUCCUAAAGAAGCGCGGACAUUCAUUCUCGAACAACUCCAAUCCAAUGACAACACGGACAACGUAUAUUCCGAUCAGCCGUAUAUCUGUCGUUUAAUCAAGGCUCUAUCUAUCUGCCUUGUUCCCGACGAGACAAAGAGCAAACAGCAGAAGUCCAUGUCCUUCGCAUUUGGGGAUGUAGAUGAGGAUGAGAUCAUGGCAGAGCCCGUUGAUGAGGAGCCAGAGAAGUUCCGCGAACUAGCUGUCGAAGAAAUAGAACGGUACCGCAGGAUGGAUGAGUACUAUCCUUCUCACCAGAAUUGCUUCACCGUCGCUGCACUCGACGCCUACUGCCGUUUAAUGAAGGCCAACAUCAUCCCGACCAAGCCCAUCAUGUUUAUUCAAUAUCUGCAAGAUACGACUUGCGAUCUUGUGCGUAUUCAGGCUUGCGAGUCACUAGUCGAACUUGGAAGGUUGACAGACGCGGCGUUCGUAAAAUUCUUCCUUGUCGCGAUCAGCACAGACAAUUCCGCAUUCGUUCGAGAUAGACUAUUCAAGAUCCUCUGCCGCGGCUUAGCUAGCAUCGCUGUUGGGGAAAGUAGCCAGUCAAACCAGCAGACAGCCAACCAACCAGCAGUUGAUGGCCUCAUUGUCGAGAAGGAUGACUCAGUAAUAGAAGCGAGGAAGAAAGCAAAAGCCCGCAAAGAGAAUCUCCCUGUAGCCCUUGCGGCCCUGAAGGAAGAAAUGACAGACAAUGAGGUUCUCAAGGCGGCAAUCUGGGAAGCAAUUGACUCGCCUGUUCUAACCGUGACAGAACGCAUCAACUUCCUUGAGCUUUGCUCAAUAUUGUUCAAAGAAGAGCAAUCCCUGGUGCUGACUUUUGAUUACCCUACCUACUGGACCAUUGAGCGUGGCGAGAGAGGCCGUAACAAAUGCAAUGUCAAAUUCAAACGACAUCUCAGAAUAAAGCCGCGCAAGGCAUAUGAGUCACCCCAGAAGCCAGAGCCAAAACGGACUAUUCUUUUGAACGUGAAUAGAAAUGCAAGCUCCAGUACUAAGUCUACUAUAUCUUCAGAAACUUUAUCUUCUCAGAGCUCCGGGCCUAAGACUACUUCAGUGGGAUCUUCGCUGCUGCCUACGCCCAAGGGAAAGGUGACUAUCCCGGCUAAAAAGCAGUCUACAGAGGAGGCGAGGGAGGAAAUGACUUCGAAACAGAAGACGAAGUCAUCCGUCUCGGCUCCCAAAGCUCGAGAGGCUACUCCAUCGGGUGCUCGAGAUAAGUCGAAGAUAAGCACAGCUCAGAGAGAUAGUAUAUCUGUUCAGGCCCCCGUACGACCCAAGGCCGAGGCAGCACGACCCAAGGUUGACAUAGCGCGGCCCGAAGCAAGUAAGGCGUCUCCCAAACCAAGUGGGAACAGCAAUGCGACACCUUCAAAAAAGUCACUGAAGCGAGCAAGAGUCGGAAGCGAGAGUCGGAAACCGUCGAAGGUGAUCAAGCUUGACACUUCUAAAAUUCCUAGAGGGGAGCUCGAGGGACUUCAGGCACGGCGAAGGCCUCGGAGUUUAUUGGUCACAACGAAAUUCAAGUCCUGGCAUAAGUUGCGACGACAAGAAAACAGCACGGUCCAAGCAAGCUCGAUUCGAGCCACUCCCAAGCAUCGCCGAACCGAUGAAAAGCCAGGUUUCCGCAGUCCCCUCCCAUCGGCAAACCCGUCCUUACAUACUCCCAAGAUUUCGGAAUCUGCCCGGGACAUGACAUCCACGACGUCGUCCCAAAAUUUGACCCCUGGCGUUUCCCAGACUCCAUCCCAGCCGUCACAAUCGAAUGCCAACGAUGGGAAGCAACGAAAGCCUCUUCCAGGCUCACGUAAACCCCUUCCGUCGGCAGCACCGGCUAAUAGCCCCACGCCCUCAAAGCAGCCGGCACCAACUUCAGCGCCCCCUUCGGCACCUAAGACAACCACAAAGCUGAAGAUCAAGUUGAAGCCAUCAACGACAGGAUCGUCGGGUUAGGACAUGAAAACCCCAGUUGAAACAAGAUACCCAGUCAAUGGGAUAUAACAAAGGCCUGACUCGGCAUUCAACGUGAUACUGUCACAUUGAUUUGCCUCGGCUCCCUUAAAUUCUAUGCAUACAGAAAAAGCAGUACCAGACAGUGGUAGUAACCUUUUGCCACAUACUCUUUACCCCUUUUAUCACUCCUCUUUUUUUUCCUCCCCCCUCCCCUUGGCGGUGGUCGCAUGGCAUUUCACGGCAUAGCAUUGGCGUUAGGUGAUGAUAAUCAUGAUCCUUAUCAGGACAGGUUUCGUUUAUUGUAUGUGCUGCGAGUUCCCUCUCGAUGGAGGGUUUGAGGACGGGGCGGGCAAUUUCUCAGCCCGUCUUUUCCUGUUUUCGGUUUCGAGGAUCGUGGCAGGAGAGAGGAUUGAGGAUCAAUGAAUGAAGCAAGAGCAGAGGAGGGAAAUGGGUUUUCUGCACUGCGUUUAAAGUCCAGGCGGGGAAGAGGGAGGGAGGAAUAAUUGGUGAUUCAAUCCUCCUCCUACUCAAGUUGCAAUUUGCACGUGGCAUGAGUCCCUGUGCAUAAGUAUGUGCAUGGUGAAAAGAGGGACUAAGGGUAAAUGGUGAGGGAGAAUCGUAGCACGGUUUAUUCUUCACGAAUUCCGUAACGUGGUAGCCCAUAGUAUUUUUUAAUGAAUGCAGGGAAGUGCAAUGCAACUUUGA